Messenger RNA from Tetrahymena thermophila SB210, 318 nucleotides. RefSeq names its product transmembrane protein, putative. NCBI's taxonomy places the organism in Eukaryota, Ciliophora, Oligohymenophorea, Hymenostomatida, Tetrahymenidae. The record is from RefSeq and is a predicted model, not a curated record. The transcript has a single exon.
AUGUAGAAAGACAAAAAUUUAAAAUUUUGUAUACAUGCUGUAUACUUAAUAUGGUAGCAAACAUUUUAUUAUUAAAUUAGCUUAUCCUUUAUUAUAAUGAUGGCUUAAGAUUGUAACUUUACAUAACUUUAAGCAUAUGGUGUUCCUCAAUCGUUUUAGGUUUUGCUAACUUUCACUAUUAUGGCAAUAGAUAAAUAGGAAAUUUAUUUUUUAUUGUAUUUGUAAUAUUCCGAAGUGAGUGGAUAACAUGCGCUUAGUCAAUUAAAUAAUAAGCAAAAUAUGAAAUAAUACAGAUGCUUUUUAUUGUGUUUCCAGUGA